Menidia menidia (Atlantic silverside) is the source of this 1123-nucleotide messenger RNA. The record is from the annotation of a GenBank genome assembly. NCBI's taxonomy places the organism in Eukaryota, Metazoa, Chordata, Actinopteri, Atheriniformes, Atherinopsidae.
UUGGUUUCUUUCGUGUUGACAUCCAGCGGGUUUAGGUGUUACACCCUGAUACUUCUCCUGAAACAAGCGAACUCAUUCAAGGUUUUUUAGCUGAAGGUCCCCUUUUGAACGUAUAAAGAUGUUUUUGACCAGAUCUGAAUAUGACAGAGGUGUGAACACUUUCUCUCCAGAGGGCAGAUUGUUCCAGGUUGAAUAUGCCAUAGAGGCAAUAAAAUUGGGCUCCACAGCCAUCGGCAUCCAGACAUCAGAAGGAGUUUGUCUGGCUGUGGAGAAGAGGAUUACUUCUCCAUUAAUGGAGCCUAACAGCAUUGAGAAGAUUGUGGAGAUCGACACUCACAUUGGUUGCGCUAUGAGCGGCUUGAUAGCUGAUGCUAAGACCCUGAUAGACAAAGCAAGAGUGGAAACACAGAACCACUGGUUUACUUACAACGAGACCAUGACCGUCGAAAGUGUGACUCAGGCUGUUUCCAACCUGGCGCUGCAGUUUGGAGAGGAGGACGCAGACCCGGGUGCGAUGAGUCGACCCUUUGGAGUUGCGCUGCUCUUUGGGGGAGUUGAUGAAAAAGGGCCACAACUCUACCACAUGGACCCGUCAGGAACCUUCGUGCAGUGUGACGCUCGGGCCAUCGGCUCUGCGUCAGAGGGAGCACAAAGCUCUCUGCAAGAGGUCUACCACAAGUCAAUGACAUUAAAAGACGCCAUCAAAUCAUCUCUCACCAUUCUGAAGCAAGUGAUGGAGGAGAAGCUCAACGCCACCAACAUUGAGCUGGCAACAGUAGAGCCUGGUAAAACUUUCCACAUGUACUCCAAAGAGGAGCUGGAGGAUGUAAUCAAAGACAUCUAGAGUGGAAAAGACUUGGUUUGAAGACUGGGCUGAAGAGAGGACGCGUUAGUGAACACGGGCCUGGUGUCAAAACGCAACCACAACUUUCCCACAACCUGCUGCAAUCACAAUUUUUUGGAGGUUUCUAUUUACAAAGUGGUAAUUUGCCUCUUGUCUCUCAGUGUGUGUGCAUCUCUGUUUAGGAGUGUAUAACUGAGUGGCAGGAAUAACGAUGGGGGGUGUCGGGGGACUUUUUUUGUUACGGAUCAGUACCACAAUUAAACUGUUAUAUUCAGAGAA